Molecule: messenger RNA, 2729 nt
Organism: Mus pahari (shrew mouse)
Lineage: Eukaryota; Metazoa; Chordata; Mammalia; Rodentia; Muridae
Gene: Taf8
Product: TATA-box binding protein associated factor 8
Exons: 7
Coding region: 5-973 (322 amino acids)
Biological process (GO): transcription initiation at RNA polymerase II promoter
Cellular component (GO): transcription factor TFIID complex
Molecular function (GO): protein heterodimerization activity
Source: RefSeq, a predicted model, not a curated record
CAAGAUGGCUGACACGGCGGCCGGGCCCGGUGGCUCCGGAACGAGACCGGGAGGGAAGCAGUCCACUAACCCUGCAGACAACUACCAUCUGGCCCGGAGGAGGACCCUGCAAGUGGUUGUGAGCUCCUUGCUGACAGAGGCCGGAUUUGAGAGUGCCGAGAAAGCAUCUGUGGAGACGCUGACAGAGAUGCUGCAGAGCUACAUCUCAGAAAUCGGGAGAAGUGCCAAGUCAUACUGCGAGCACACAGCCAGGACCCAGCCCACACUGUCGGACAUUGUGGUCACACUGGUUGAGAUGGGCUUCAAUGUUGACACUCUACCUGCUUAUGCAAAACGGUCUCAGAGGAUGGUCAUCACUGCACCUCCAGUGACCAAUCAGCCAGUGACCCCCAAGGCCCUCACUGCAGGGCAGAACCGGCCCCACCCGCCACACAUCCCCAGCCAUUUUCCUGAGUUUCCGGAUCCCCACACCUACAUCAAAACUCCGACAUACCGCGAGCCAGUGUCUGACUACCAGAUCCUUCGGGAGAAGGCCGCAUCUCAGAGGCGAGACGUGGAGCGAGCCCUCACCCGCUUCAUGGCCAAGACAGGCGAGACCCAGAGUCUUUUCAAGGAUGAUGUCAGCACUUUUCCCUUGAUCGCUGCCAGACCGUUCACCAUCCCCUACCUCACGGCCUUGCUUCCCUCUGAGCUGGAGAUCCAGCAGAUGGAGGAGACCGACUCCUCGGAGCAGGACGACCAGACCGACACAGAGAACAACGCUCUUCACAUCAGCACGGUGGGGCCUCCCCUUCUGCCUUCCUCGCAGUACUCCCAAAACAGCCUAUCCCGCAUCCUGCCUUUGCCCCUGGGAACUGAACAGGGCCUACCCCAGGUCUCUGGCUCUCUGUUAGAAGCUUGCAUGAUGGGCUGUGUGUCCAGUCUCCAUCAUGAGACACACAUCCUGGGGAGUCACACGUUUAGCAAAUGGUGAACGAGUAUUGUCAGGUCCAGACCCUGGUCUCAGUGCUGAGGAACUAGUGGGAAGCAAGACAGACAAAGCCCACCUUCAGGAGCUAAAGAGAUUAGACAUGGAGCUGUGGAGGUGUGUGGGGAUUACAGGUGACAUUUGGGUAAAGACCUGAACAGACUUAACACCUGUGCAUCUCUGGAGUUUCCAGGCAGUGAGUGGGCAGAGCGUGUGCAGGGCCAGCCUGAGGUAGACCGAGCUAACUCCUGCUACCCUCUGCUGUGUUAGACUGCAGACCCACACUUCCAUACAAAGUACAAUAAAAAAGACUGUACUGGGACUUGCUACUAUUCUGGUAGUCUGCAAAAUGAUGUGUUAGAAACCCUGACCCUGCCUCUGCCUGCACGUGCUAGGAUUAUGGCCCAGCCACAUCACUCUGUGACCGGUUUUAAACCUUGUCUCCUGAUGAGAGGCUGUCUCUCGGGGACUCCUGCUGUGGGGCCCUUUCCCCCUGACCUCCUCCUCCAUGCCCUUGAGCAUAAGGAACGAGGUGUUUAGUGUAGCCAGGGCUGUUGUUCUCUGUUCUGUCAUUUGAACUGGCUCUCGUGUAGGCAGCCUAGGAGUUUAACCUUUUCCUCUCUUAGGAGAAAUCUUAGCAAUCAUGUACUCAGUGAGCAUGUGUCUGGUCCUGUUGUGGCUUCUCGGGAUACAGCAGUGACCCCAGUAGACAAAACCUCUGCUCCUGAGAGCCUGUGAAGUCAUCUCUCACACACUCAAGAUGAAACAGUACAUGGUGAAGAUGGAGCCUUUGCUUCCAAUAACAGCACACUCAGGGUGGACCACCAAGCAGAGACUUGAAGGGGAGAGGAGAGCUGAGCCAUGAUACUCGCUGCUGUCAAGAGCCUGAGGAACAUCGGUGGUUGGGAUGGAAAGACAGGGAAGGGAAGCAGAAGGAAGAGUUGGUGGGAUGGGCCCGCUGCUUCAGGAGCUGGGUGAGCAGAGUUGCAGGGGAGCGCCGAGCCAGGGAGGGACAGUUGUCAACUUCUGUAAGCAUUGUUGAUGGCUACGGUGACAGUGGGCCCCAGAGGGAACACUGCCCUGUUAGGAAGCUGCCACAGGGAUGUAGGCCAGGGACAAGUGUGGGUCCCUUUCCUCAGGUGGUCACAGCAGAGGCAGUGCAAAUGCUCUGUUUGUAUCGAUAAGUAAAGCCAAGAGGACGUCCUAACAGAUGGGAGAUGUGGCAGAACAGAAACAAGUGUGACUGCAGAACUCAUCAGCUCCAGGCACCUGAAGGGUGGUGGCUUGUCCCCACAGCAGGAAGAGUCAGGUAGGGCACCCAAGGAACGCUGACGUGCACUGACUGUGUGGUGCCUGUGAGAUGCUUGUAUGAAGCUGUCAAGCAGGCAGGCAGGCAUUUGAGCUGGGGACUGGCGGUGGCACAGGGGACAGGUUGCAGUUGGAGCCUUCAGCGUGGAAGCAGAAGCCACGGCUGGGGGAUAGGUAGGGGUUGUUGUUGUGCCUCCACACAGGCCCUGGCUUGAGGCUAUCUGUGUCUGAAGGGGCGAAUCGUAGCAGUAGCGUUUCCACGAGUUGUCCUCGAUAGAGAGACCCAACAUCUAACUUGUGGGCCCUCCAUGUCACUCUCACCAAUUGUCCGAGAGCAUGUUUGAGGUACAAUUGAGGCAGCCUUUGAGUAACUUUGGGGUUUGGAUGUGGAAGGGUGGUGGACUGAGGACGUGGUAGGCAGUCCUAUGUUAGGCCCAUGAGAGCUCAGGACGGC